GUAUCAUUUGUAACAUAGCAACUAAUUUACGGGAAUCAUGGAGGGACAAUCAUUCCAACUAAAAGCAGUAUUAGUCGCAGGUCUCGCGACCUCUUUCGAGGAAAUCCAAUUAGCAUCCAGGUGUUGGGGUGACACACCGUCGAGAACUGGAACCUGCUAGGAUUUUUCUUCUGUUGCUUGUUCGACUCGGGUAUCAGCCCUGCGCGAAGAGGACUCUCUCUCCCUCACCCCCUCCCUCCCUCUCGGUCUCUGGGUCUCUCCCCAGUUGCAAAGACCGCACUUCUCGCCCAGGUGUGACAUUUUUGGAGUUCCUCAUUGGAACCGCAACCCUCCCCGAGAAAAUGACGGACUCCACACCGCCAGACCCCAACACCGUCCCGGAGCCGGUAACAGUGGACCCUAAGGUGGCGAACGGGCAGUGCGAACAGACGGAACCUCCGGACCAGCAACAACAGCAGCAGCCCAACACAGAAAGUCAGGCAGAGGCUCUGAAGAUGGACCAGGAGAUGAAGAUUACAGACAGCUUAGACGACGGAGGUCUUCUGGAGAGCAGCAUGCGCCUGAAGCCUCAUGAAGCGCAAAGCUACCGCAAGAAAGCUCUAUGGGUGUCCUGGGUUUCCAUCGGCAUCACUAUCAUCCUGGCCAUCGUGGCUUUCACUGUCUCCAUCAUGCGUCACAGUGCUUCAGCUUUUGGAUUUGCGUUUGACGCCACGCUGGACGUGUUGUCCUCGGUCAUUGUACUGUGGAGGUACAGCAACGCUGCAGCUGUCCACUCGGCACACCGGGAGUACAUAGCCUGUGUUAUUCUAGGCGUGGUUUUCAUCUUGUCCUCCUUGUGCAUUGUGGGUAAGGCCAUCCAUGACCUGGCCACAAGGCUGCUACCUGAAGUGGAUGGGUUCCUGUUCAGCGUGGCCAUCAUCAGUGGCUUGCUGUGCCUCAUUCUGUCUGUGAUCAAGUUCAUGCUGGGGAAAAUACUGACCAGCCGGGCCCUCAUCACUGACGGAUUUAACUCUCUGGUGGGCGGGAUCAUGGGGUUCUCCAUCCUAAUAAGUGCUGAAGUGUUUAAGCAUGAACCCAGUGUGUGGUACCUGGAUGGGACAAUAGGCAUCCUCAUUGGUCUGGUCAUCCUCGCCUAUGGAGUCAAGCUGCUGGUGGACAUGGUCCCACGAGUCCGGCAAACCAGGAACUACGAGCGUUUUGAAUGAAGGACCACAGAUGAGGAAGGGAAAAAAAGGAGCAGAUGAGAUUUUUGGAGGGAUGAACAUGGGCUUACAGACUUAAUAACAAGGGGGACCGGGAGGUUGGUCUCAGCAGUCUCUUUUCAGACAAUCACAUUAAGUCCUCGGGUUGCUGACGGAGGCCUCUGUGUUUAAACAACCCUCCAGUUUUCAAAUUUGAACUAAGAGAAUGAGAAUCUUGGUACCUUUUAAGUGUUUUACAAUUUAAUGUAUAUAUAUAUAUAUCUUUAUCUGUCUUUUAACAGUGAAUGAGGUCGUCCGGUUUAUAAGAUAGAGAGAACAGUUAAAAAGUUGUUGACUCAGUAGACGAAAGGACAGAGACAAGCUUGAACUACAGGGUAUACAUGAAGGACAUUUGGACCCUGAGUGUACAGCCUUGUACAGCCAGCUGAUGUAAGAUACCUCAGUUAUCCCUAACACAGGAGUUUGUUUUCCCAUGGUUCCUAGAGGCCUUUGCUCAGCUGUGCUAUAAAAUGUUGCAGUGUGUCAGGUCCUAUGAUUGAUGUAGCUGAUGUAGCAGUGGAGUGUAGUUGGUGUUUUACCUUUUUUAAGACUUGAGAGGAUGUAUCACUCCAUGUCUCUUCUGGGGGAGUGGAGACUACAGACACACACACACACACUUACACAGCGGUUUAGUAACAUGUUCUGUGCUGUUCAGAAUAUUUUCUAGACUCUUGUGUAAGGAGGCAGGAAAGCCUAGAGUGGGACCUGUUUCAAAUAUUAUCUUUGGUUUCCAGUCACAUGAGACAGUCAGGAUCCUGCUCAGCUCCAGGUCUUUGAGACAGAACAGACAGGAAGUUGCUGAAACUGCCUCUGUGCUGUUUGUUUCUUAACAGCUUGCACCAUCUGCUGACCAGAAGAGGUACUUGCCACUCUCAUGAAUUUAUUUGAAUGUUCCACUAGGUUUAUGAACACAGCCUACUGAGAAGAUUGUCUACACCUUGCAUAUACAGGUCAAUGAUUGUUUUUAAAGCCUCAGUCUUUGCAUAGCACUACAAUACAGCUUCUCAGUCAUGGAUCUUUAUCUCUUACUUUUCAUUCACUGGAUUAAACAGUCUUUUGGACAAAAGAACCAUGACUGAAAAUCUCCUCUAACCUUAGUGCUAACAGUUCUCCUUCCUCCCACUUUACACCACACCUGUCUACAAAGCUUGUGAAUGUGAAGACUCCACAUCCAGUGCAAUUUAUAAAACAUUUCUAAUACUGUGAAGGAUUCAACUUUCCAGCACUUACAGAACUUUUGGCGCAUAGGUCGAAGUCAAAAGCCAUCAGUUUGGUAUCCAGCAGGUCCAUUUCAAUCACUAUGUUGCAUUUGUUUCUAUGUGGAAAACCAAAGCCAGUGAUUGGUUCUGGUCAACAGUCAGGUCAAUAUUCAACUUGUUGAGUCAGACCUCUUGAUUUACUUUAAUUUCUCCAGUUUGGCUGCUGAACCUCCCACCCAUCUCAUGUGCUCUCCUUCUGUACUCCAAAGCCUUAAAUAGUCUGAUCAGUAUUUGGUGACUGUAAAACGUGAAUGUAACCAGAUGACGUCAGUUUUAUUCUCGGGAGGCGUGAGGUGAGGUUCAUAAAUAUUCCCUUGGAUCUGUGUGUUGCUGCAGUGACUGUGACUGAAUGUACACUGUGCUGUAAAACUACUUUAUAUAGCGCACAAUUGUGUUACUGUGAUGAGUUAUGUGUGGUCCCAAAUAAGGAGUACAACAGUGGUGUUUUUUUUUAAGGAUUUAAAAGGGACACUUUUGGGACUACAGUGUGUUCGCGAAGGCACACGUUGAGCACAGAAGAAUAAUACUCUGAGGCACAUGAAGGAUGUUUUUUAAUAGUCAUAUCUGGUGGGAAUUCCUUUGUAAACAUUAUUUAUGUGCUGAGAGAAAAACAUCACAAGCACAUAAUUCUUCUCAAAGUGUGCCGAUGCGUGAUAAACACUGUGCUGCAAACAUAAACACAUGUAUACACACACACACACACACACACUGUGGAACUUCAGCAGACGACUACUUUCUGUGCUGGUGUAAAUACUGAAUCUGUGUCGCUGUGAUGUACAAAAAAGAAAAACACAAAUAUUAAAAAGUCAGAGCCUUUUGUCACAGAAAAAAGGGUUUAUUUAAAAAUAAAGUUAUAUCCCUCUUA
Molecule: messenger RNA, 3365 nt
Organism: Notolabrus celidotus (New Zealand spotty)
Lineage: Eukaryota; Metazoa; Chordata; Actinopteri; Labriformes; Labridae
Product: transmembrane protein 163-like
Exons: 9
Coding region: 342-1205 (287 amino acids)
Cellular component (GO): synaptic vesicle membrane
Molecular function (GO): zinc ion binding
Source: RefSeq, a predicted model, not a curated record